Alternaria arborescens is the source of this 1116-nucleotide messenger RNA. RefSeq lists its product as hypothetical. The transcript has 4 exons. The record is from RefSeq and is a predicted model, not a curated record. NCBI's taxonomy places the organism in Eukaryota, Fungi, Ascomycota, Dothideomycetes, Pleosporales, Pleosporaceae. The coding region runs from base 1 to 1116 and encodes 371 amino acids.
AUGGCGUCGCAACCGCCCCCAUUCGCCGAACCUACCUCAACAAUGAUCUCACCAAAGGUUGCAAGCACAUUCAUAUCCAAUCCACCGAGUGGCCAGGUCUACUCACCCACCGUGGUUCCCUACAGCCAGUUUCAAUUCCCCCACGAUCCACCUCACUGGCCAAACUAUCCACAUCUUACAUUCCCAAAUCCAUAUUCAAACUUGAACACCCACCAAGCACCAAAUCAAUAUCUACACUCACUCGUUAUGGAGCACGAUGGGCACUCGUACAAAAAAGGUGGACAAAAGAUAGGUAAUAAGUCCUUCCCGCUACGCUUUAGCACCUACUUUAAUCAGCAGGACAACCCAGCGUAUGGCCACGAUCCUAAGAACCCCAUCGAACAGCGCCAGCCUUCGACUCCAGCGCAAGGCUACAAUGCUAUAAAUCCGGUCGAACAGCGCCACGACUCUCUCACUAAGCCUGGCACUGCGAGCGCAUCACCUGAUGGCUCGGUUCCGCCGGGUUGGAAGGGUAGUCGCAUUCCCUCAAAUAACGUUCCGAGGAAGGCACCGCUUGCAGCUCGCUCUUCAGAUCAGCUCUCUCCCACCACAGCCCGGAAGACUCCGAAAGGAAGACCAGAAAGGACAGUCAGUGAACCGAUAGAGACUCCGGAGCACAUAACACGAGCCCGGGUGCGCCAACAGCAAUCUUUCGAAACGUUAUCUGGAGUCUCUACGCGUGGAAUUCUGCAACUCAAUGAUCAGAACCAGGCUGCUGCUCAACCUCCCAUAGGGUUCUUCGCGCCUCCACAGGUAUUACCUUCACCGGCGCCACCGAAGCCUGGAAGACUGCGUCCACGACACACCUACCAAGUACCCACAGAGUUGGCAGGCACGAAGACCGCACUAGGUCCGGAUAACUGGGAUGAAUACGUAUACCUCAUGGAACGACUCCAUUACAACGAAAUCAGCGCCCACGAGUUCGACAGUCGCGCUAAAUCCAUCUUCGAGGUUUUCGGUGAGAAGACGCGAAAGAAGCUGAACAACAUUCUGGUAAUGAAGAUGAUACUGCCACGCCUUGAAGAGAUUGAGUUGGAGGGCAGGAGACAAACCACUAAGAGUGUGGAGAACAACUAG